Molecule: messenger RNA, 1950 nt
Organism: Humulus lupulus (European hop)
Lineage: Eukaryota; Viridiplantae; Streptophyta; Magnoliopsida; Rosales; Cannabaceae
Product: GRAS family protein RAD1-like
Exons: 1
Coding region: 205-1755 (516 amino acids)
Biological process (GO): regulation of DNA-templated transcription
Cellular component (GO): nucleus
Molecular function (GO): DNA-binding transcription factor activity; sequence-specific DNA binding
Source: RefSeq, a predicted model, not a curated record
UUAAAAAUAACAGCUUUUAUAGCAUAAUAAUAUAUUUUUAUACCUUUCAUCUGAAAAGCGAUGAGAAUAUUCUAGCUCAUAGCUUGGCUUAUAUUAAAGGAAUAAAUAGUUUUCACUUUUCCAAAACAAAAGUCUUCUUAUAGCAACCUCUCUCUCAACCUCUCACCAAACUCAUCUCCUUCUCAACCUGCCCAGAAGCAAAAAAUGGAAGCGUUGAACAUUGAGUACAGCUCUCUCAAUCAUGAUCUAGCCAUUAGAAGGUUUUGUCCAGCUAGAUUUGAGGAAGAGCGAGGAGAGUGGGAGGAGAUAUUGAAUGAGAUUGAGAUGUGUUCACCUACAGAAACCACUGGCACUACUCCUCUUUUGGAAGCUUGGGAGAUCGAUGAGUUCGUCGACAGCUUCAUUAACAUGGAGCAUUAUGAUGACAAAGAGUCACCAGGAGAUGAUCAAGGUGGGUUGGAAAUGUUUUCCAUUGCCAAUGAUGGUGUUUGUGACAUGGAGAUCAGUGGCUCUCCAGGUGAGGAUGAUGUUGUUAGCCGUGGUUUGGUAAUGCCUAGUGUUGAAGAGGCUAGCCAUGGUGUGGACCAGGGGCUUCACUUGGUUCACAUGUUGUUGGCUUGUGCUGAAGCUGUUGGCUGCAGAGACACCCAACUCGCAGACUCAAUGCUGAACCAAAUCUGGGCUUCUGUUACUCCUUUUGGUGACUCUUUACAAAGGGUGUCUUAUUGUUUUGCCACUGGACUGAAAUCCAGGCUUUCAUUUCUUCAUAAUAAUGUCAAUACAAAUGGUACAUUUAUGAAUGGUGCUGCUGCUUCUAUGGAGGUUUCUUUGGUAAGUAUGGAGGAGAAAAUGGAAGCUUUUCAAUUACUUUACCAGACUACUCCUUUCAUUGCCUUUGGUUGUAUGGUUGCAAAUGAAGCCAUAUGUCAAGCUGCAACAGGCAAGGAUUAUCUUCAUAUCAUUGACUUAGGAAUGGAACAUACUCUUCAAUGGCCAUCUUUGAUUAGAACUCUUGCAUCUAGGCCAGAGGGUUCUCCAAAACAGCUUCGAAUCACGGGGCUAAUUGAUGAUGAUCAAAGCCUUGUUGCCGAGCUGGAAACCAGCAUGAAUGCUCUUGUGGAAGAAGCUAGCUCACUUGGUGUACCAUUAAAGUUCAGCCUUAUAUCUGAGCCAGUAACACCAUCACUUUUCAAUAAAGAAAAGCUGAACUUGAGAGAAGAAGAAACACUAUUUUUCAAUGGCUUCAUGCACUUGCACAAGUAUGUUAAAGAGAGUAGAGGGUCUCUAAAGGCAAUCCUUCAAGCAUUAAAGAAACUAUCUCCAGCUCUGUUCACAGUUGUAGAGCAAGAUGCAAACCAUAAUGGGCCAUUUUUCCUUGGCAGAUUCUUGGAGUCCCUUCAUUACUAUUCCGCUAUUUUCGACUCCCUUGAGGCCAGUCUUCCAAGAAAUAGCCAACAGAGGAUGAAGAUUGAGAGGCAUCACUUUGCAGAGGAGAUUAGGAACAUUGUGGCUUUUGAAGGCUCAAGUAGGAUUGAGAGGCAUGAAAGAGUGGAUCAAUGGAGGAGACAACUAGGCCGAGCAGGGUUCCAAGUGUUGGGUUUGAAGUGUCUGAGUCAAGCUAGGAUGAUGCUGUCUGUGUAUGGCUGUGAUGGCUACACUUUGGCAAGUGAGAAGGGUUGUUUGCUGCUUGGAUGGAAAGGGAGGCCUAUAUUGCUGGCAUCUGCUUGGCAAGUAAACAAUGUUCCUUCUUCCUAGUGUCUUGGAUAAUAUGUUCAGUUGUUUUUAUUAUGGCACAUUCUUAAAGUUGUUUUAUAUUAGAAAGACUAAUAAAAUUAUUUAUCUUGUAAGCUAUGUUGUUGAUAUACCCAAUGAAAAAAAAGCACAUGGUUUUGAACAAAUUAUUUGACAUAAACAAUAUAAUAGCUACCUUGACUCAAAGUGGAAAGCUUU